AAUCGGAGAAAGUGUUGUAAACGAAAGCCAAGCGAAAGAUGUAUUGAUUCCAUUGCCGUCGGGAUCGCGCCAUUAACCAAAUUUUAUAUUUGUUGAGUGCGAACUGCGAAGGGAAAGGAAUGAUUCUCAGUGGUCAGCUCCACUCGCAAUUGCAGAACCGGCGGCCGCUUUUCUCACCUUUUUUCUCAAAGAAUGUUCCAACACCAAGUUUUCGUCUUCUUCUUUUGCCCCAAAAAAGCUUCACUUUGUCCUCAGUCUCCCAUUCUGUAGACCAUCCAGGUUCGAUCUGCUGGAGUUCUAAACCUAGGGGUUCUAAAGCUUCACAUAGGAGAUGUGUAUCAGAGAAUUUCUCCAGUUCUUUCGAACUCGAUCGGGUGCCAGAAAAUAUUUCCGGGCCGAUUCAGAAGAUUGAAGGAAAGGGCACCGUUCUGGAUAUCCUAAAGGGAGCUAACUCUAUUCUGCCACAUGUAGUCCUUGCAAGUACAGUGUUGGCUCUUAUAUUUCCACCUUCUUUCACAUGGUUUACAAACAGAUAUUAUGCACCAGCUCUUGGAUUUCUGAUGUUUGCUGUUGGGGUGAACUCAAGUGAAAAGGAUUUCAUUGAAGCAUUCAAUAGACCGGCAGCUAUUUUUGCUGGAUAUGUUGGUCAGUUCAUCAUGAAGCCUCUCCUGGGAUACUUGUUUGGAACAAUUUCUGUAACAGCUUUCCAUCUUCCGACUUCCCUAGGUGCUGGAAUCAUGUUAACAUCUUGUGUUAGUGGGGCACAGCUCUCAAAUUAUGCAACCUUUCUAACUGACCCACCAAUGGCUCCUCUAAGCAUUGUCAUGACAUCAUUAUCCACCGCAACGGCAGUUUUUGUAACACCAAUGUUAUCUCUGUUACUUAUUGGGAAGAGGUUGCCUGUUGAUGUAAGAGGGAUGGUCUCCAGUAUAAUGCAGAUUGUAGUUGCACCUAUUGCUGCAGGCCUGCUUUUGAAUAGGUUCCUUCCCCGGAUUUGUGACGCCAUUAGACCAAUAUUGCCUCCACUGUCAGUGUUUGUAACAGCUCUUUGCGUUGGUUCUCCGCUGGCAAUAAACAUUAAUGCAGUUUUGUCACCCUUUGGAAUGACCAUCCUAAUGCUCAUAAUUGGAUUUCACCUAUCAUCAUUUGUUGCUGGAUAUGUUCUUUCUGGCCUUUUCUUCCACAGGGCUCCUGAUGUGAAAGCUCUGCAAAGAACGUUGUCCUUUGAGACAGGUAUGCAAAGCAGUCUUCUAGCACUUGCACUUGCAAACAAGUUUUUCCAGGAUCCCCUCGUAGGUGUACCCCCAGCCAUCUCGGUUGUUAUCAUGUCUUUGAUGGGAUUUUCGCUAGUCAUGCUGUGGGCUAAGAAAAGAAAUUAGAGUGAUGAAGCAAUAAUAAAACAAUUGAUUCCUUCCUUGAUUUGACAAGUUGCAUUCUACUAGAGAGGUUUUUUCAUGUGCCAAUAGGUGUUACGACAUAUAUUUUGUAUUUGUUUUGAAUUGUAAAAUAGCUUUAAAAGAUCAUUUGGAAUCAUUUAGUAUUUUGAAGAUUUUUUUUUUUGUUAUUUGAGCGAGUCAAGCCCAGCGACCAAAAUGGUUUUAUGUCCGGUCCAAAUCUGAUACACUGGUUCCAAGUGUGAUUCUCCAGAUUAGGUUGUGAUGAUGAGGAUUUAGCCACUUAUGCCUUGUGGGACUACCAUCUGUGUUGAAUCACCAUGGCCACUCGUUGGUUUGAAGACUCUCAGUCAAAAAAAAAGAUGAAGAGCUUCAAUCACUGCAUAUUUAUUAUUUAACCAUUCUCGCCCAUACCCUGGUGGCGGAGACCUGGGUUCCGCUCGUUGGUAUUCACAUUUCACAGCAACAGAAGGACUGUUUAAGGUCGUCUCCAAUCUCCAUGACAGUCAAAGCUUUGCAACAGUCUGGUUUACUCAACGAGAGCCUUAUGCUUUGUUGCUUGAUGGGAUUUGUUCUUCAUACUUUGUCCCAUGGUGCCAGUUUUCAUUCAAAGUCGGUUUAAAUUGGGGGAUGGACAUCUCACGUUGCCUCGUAUUGGGGAUUGAAAUUCGAACAGCCAUCUGGGCUAGGGAAUGGCAUGGCACUAUCAGAAUUUCCAGAAAUGCAGAAGAUCAAAAGGAGGCUUCUUUCUGUAAUCAGCCAUGAUUCAGAGUGAUUGCUGUUCAAGGAAUUUAAUUAGGUUCUGUGGAAAAACCAGAGCUUCAAGGGAUGACAAAGUUUCGGGCUCUAAUCUAAGGGAGAACAUUUGGGAUGAUAGGAAUUGCUUUGGUUGCCACAUGAGCAGCAGAUGAUCUCCCUUGGCGUCACCUCUCACAAAUUAUGAUGUUCGUACUCCUUAGUCCAUACCAGAAACCGACUGAGGGACUAAGGGUUCAUUAUAUGUUCCAGACCUUCAAGUUGGAUUGAACCAAAAUUGAAAUUAGUGAUUUGGUUUGGGAAAAUUUUAAAAUUUCAA
This is a messenger RNA of Nelumbo nucifera (sacred lotus), 2469 nucleotides long. Its product is annotated as Sodium Bile acid symporter family. Lineage: Eukaryota; Viridiplantae; Streptophyta; Magnoliopsida; Proteales; Nelumbonaceae. Gene Ontology annotation, cellular component: membrane. The record is from RefSeq and is a predicted model, not a curated record.